Hibiscus syriacus is the source of this 2711-nucleotide messenger RNA. RefSeq names its product mechanosensitive ion channel protein 2, chloroplastic-like. Bases 336 to 2561 code for a protein of 741 amino acids. Gene Ontology annotation, cellular component: membrane. The transcript has 14 exons. NCBI's taxonomy places the organism in Eukaryota, Viridiplantae, Streptophyta, Magnoliopsida, Malvales, Malvaceae. The record is from RefSeq and is a predicted model, not a curated record. Gene Ontology annotation, biological process: transmembrane transport.
GCGACAGAAUAUUAUUUUGCGAAUAAAACGAAAUCCUUGUUCGCUCUUUCUUUAUUCCAUUUUUCCUCUACGAAUCUCCCUAAGGGGAGAAAAAUAUCAAGAAAGAGCCAUCUCCAAAUUUCUGCGAAAAUAUUGUGGAAACCUGAAAUUCUCCGCUUCAGGAUAAACUGUCAUUCCGUGGCCUCUCAGGCUUGAGGCUUGUGAAUUUUGAGAAAUUGAACAAGAGUUUCACUUUAAUAAUACCCAUUCUGAGUUUGAAGCUUAGCUUUUAUUGGAAUAUAUUAUGAUCUUAUGCUACUGGUGACGCCCUGCAAACGACUGGUUUCACUUCAACAAUGUCUCUUUCUGGUUCUUUGCGGUUGUCCUAUGAUUUGGGACUUUGCAGGAACAAGAAAAAGUUUAAGGUUCCAUAUGUAAGGGGGAAGACUGAUUUAUUGAGCUCCGACCUCUCCUCCGAUGCUUCGUUUGUGCGACAUGAUGCCUGGGGAAGUCGUCUCUCCAACAACUUGUACAGGCCGAUGCAUUCUGUUCCAUAUGGAGAAAAUGCCUUUAAGUGUCGUGCUUUUGGAGUGCCUCCCCAAAUUCUUGAACUACCUGGUGUAAAACCUGCGUCCAUUGCAUUGACAAGGUCGUACAAUAACUUACAAGCUAGUCCUACUGUUCUUAAGUUGAUUCCAGCUGUUAGUAUUAUAAUUUUUGCCCUAUGUGGUGUUGAACCACUUAUUCGACAGGGUAGAAGCUUACUUUUCCAUAGGAGUGAGAAUAGCUGGAAGAAGAGUAGAACACAUUAUGUUACAACUUCUUAUAUUCAACCUUUGCUUCUGUGGAUUGGAGCAAUACUCAUUUGCAGAACACUGGAUCCAUUAGUUCUCCCUACAGAAGCUAGCCAAGUUGUUAAGCAACGGCUUUUACAUUUUAUAAGAUCAUUGUCAACUGUGUUGGCCUUUGCGCUUUGCUUAUCAAGAACGGUUCAGCAAAUGCAGAGAUUCUUCAUGGAGACGAGUGAGGCCAGUGAUGCAAGAAACAUGGGUUUCCAGUUUGCAGGAAAAGCUAUAUACUCUGCAGUUUGGGUCGCUGCUGUUUCAUUGUUCAUGGAGUUGCUGGGUUUCUCUACACAGAGGUGGCUAACUGCUGGAGGUCUAGGGACAGUUUUGCUUACUCUUGCUGGUCGUGAGAUAUUUACAAAUUUUCUUUCAAGUGCAAUGAUUCAUGCAACUCGACCUUUUGUUAUAAAUGAAUGGAUUCAAACAAAGAUUGAGGGGUAUGAAGUUUCCGGUACUGUUGAGCAUGUUGGUUGGUGGUCUCCAACAAUAAUAAGAGGUGAAGAUCGUGAAGCAGUUCACAUUCCAAACCACAAAUUUACCGUAAAUGUUGUGAGAAAUCUCACUCAGAAAACUCAUUGGCGCAUUAAAACUCACCUGGCCAUCAGUCACAUGGAUGUCCAUAAGAUUAAUAAUAUAGUUGCUGACAUGCGCAAAGUAUUGGCUAAGAAUCCUCAGGUCGAGCAGCAGAGAUUGCACAGAAGAGUAUUUCUGGAAAAUAUUAAUCCCGAGAAUCAGGCUCUUUUGAUUCUGGUGUCCUGUUUUGUAAAGACUUCCCAUCUUGAAGAGUACCUAUGUGUCAAGGAAGCUAUACUUCUGGAUCUCCUUAGAGUCAUCAGCCAUCACCGUGCACGGCUUGCCACACCAAUUCGCACUGUGCAGAAACUAUAUGGCGAUUCCGACCUGGAGAAUAUACCAUUUGCUGACUCAAUGUAUAACCGUGAUGGAGGGGCAUCUAACAGGCCAUUUUUACUGGUUGAACCCUCUUACAAGAUUAAUGGUGAAGACAGAACUAAAGGUCGUUCCUCACGCCCAGUUGGAGAACAAGACGGUAAAACCACAGUGCGGCCUACUGCCGACACUAAAGUGGACAACAAAGCAGGAACGACACCAAAGCCUGACUCCAAGUCCAAAGCAACACUGGCAGUUGAGCCCGAAGCAGAUGCCAAAAUUGAAGAAAUUCCAAAUUCUGACAUCAAGGAGGAAUUUAAGGCAGCAUCUGAAUCGACAUCCGAUCCCAGGACAGAUGAUAAAGUGCCCUUGAAAUCACCAUCAAAAUCUGUCCCCAAAACAAGUUCUAAAGCUGAAGAAACAUUAGAUCUCAACCAAAAAGUUCCGGAUUCAAUCUCUGAUAAUCUGCUCAAAAACAAAAAGGUCACUGACAAGCAACAGAAAAUUGCUAGGCCGAGCAGCAAGUCGGAUAAUCCUUCAGUAUCCACACCAGAAACUGGUAUUGAGAAAGCAGGUGGAUUACAAGAACAGUUGCAAUCAAAGCAGGAAGGUGAGAAGCUGGCGGUCUCCCAGCCACCAAAAGCAAGACCUGACUUGGAGGAAAAUAUAGUUCUCGGCGUAGCAUUGGAGGGCUCAAAGAGAACACUACCUAUCGAGGAAGAGUUGACUCCAUCCUCAGCAGAUGCAAAAAAACUGGCUUCUGCAAACCGGAAUGGAAACGGAUCCACUACCAAGGACAGGAAAGAUGGUCAGAUUCGAUCCACUCCAAAGAUCCCCGAUAAUCAAUGAUGUAUUCAAGACGCGGCAACCUACCCCCAGAGAUAACAACUGAUCUCUUCAUAGGUUUAAAGAAUUGAAUCAGAUCAGUUACUUGAACUGGGAAGUGGCAAGUAUUUUUAAUUUAAAUUUAAUUGUUUAAUGAAAACUAAUAAUUUCUAA